ACGUCAAGUGUGCUAACUGUCGUGAAAGCACAUCGACGGAAAAAGAAGCGAGCAAGACGCUAAUAAGUCAGUCUUAUUAUUUCUUAUCCAGUUUGAAAUAUUUACGUCGUAUAAAAUACAUCUUUGAUUCUUUAUUUCAGGAUAAAGUCGUCUCGAAGCACCGUGCCACUUCUCGUGCUAUCUUAGUUAGCUUAGCUUGCUAGUUAGCUUAGCUUGUUAGCUGCUAACAAAGAGACGCGGACGUUAUCAACACAUCGCUAAGUAGAGAUCAAAUGUGAGUGUAAAGUGUUGUGAUUGUGGGAAAAUGUGCGAAAGAACGAUAGCAAAGUACGAGGAGGAACUUUGUCCGACAAAAGAGGAGAAGGAGCGACAACAUCAACUACUGGACGCUGUUUUCAAGAAACAUCAAGUUGUGUUACACAGAACAGAUGUCGAAGAAGAACAUCUUGCUCGUGAGCAAGAAGAAGAGCCACAGCCCCCCCACAUUAAGGAGGAAGAAGCUUUACCACAUUCCCAUCACGUUAAAGAGGAGGACGAGACGCCAAAGACCCAUAGUGUUAAACUGUCCCUUCACAUUAAAGGUCAAGUGGCGGACCCACUGAUCUUACACAGCAAAAAUGAAGAGGAGGACCCACUGACCCCUCACUUUAAGGUUCAAGAGAAUCCGCUGACCCCUUACAUUAAAAAGGAAAAGGAGGACCCACUGAACCCCUACUUUAAAGAGGAAGAGGAGGACCAAGAGCCGCUGCACAUUAAAGAGGAAGAGGAGGAACACAGCAUCAGUCAGCCUAAAUGGUUGGAGGAGUUCCCAGUGACUGGUGUCCCUGUGAAGAGUGAAGAUGAUGAGGUCAAAGGUGAACGUGAGGAGAAGAGCAGCAGCUCAACACAACACAUGACAACAGAAGCUGAUGGAGACCACUGUGGAGGAUCACAAGCAGACAAGCUCUUAGCUCCACUAUCAGAUAGUGAGGACACAACGUCACACUCUCCUGACACUGAUGAUGAAGACUCUAAAGAUGAUAAGACAUGUCACACUGACAACACACACUUCACAUGUUCUCACUGUGACAAAACUUUUAAAUACCAUAGUCAUCUGAAAGUACACAUGAGAACACACACCGGAGAAAAACCUUUUAUCUGUUCACUCUGUGGUAAAGGUUUUGUAGAAAGUCACAAUUUGAAAGUACACAUGAGAAGACACACUGGUGAAAAACCUUUUUCUUGUUCAAUCUGUGGUAAAGGUUUUGCACAAAGUUCAUGUUUGGUGAAACACAGAAGAAGACACACCGGAGAAAAAACUUUUAUCUGUUCAAUCUGUGGUAAAGGUUUUGUUCUAAGCAACAAUUUGAAAGUGCACAUGAGAAUACAUACCGAAGAAAAACGUUUUAUCUGUUCAACCUGUGGUAAAGGUUUUGUAGAAAGUCGCUAUUUGAAAGCACACAUGAGAACACACACUGGUGAGAAACCUUUUUUUUGUUCUAUCUGUGGCUUAUCUUUUACAAGGAAGGAACAUUUGGAAGUGCACAUGAGAACACACACUGGUGAAAAACCUUUUUCCUGUUCAACUUGUGGUAAAGGUUUUACACAAAGUCGUUGUUUGAAAAGACACAAGAGAACACACACUGGCGAAAAAUCACAUUCCUGUUCAAUCUGCAACAAAAGCUUUUGUGACCGAUCGAACCUUGUAGCACACAUGAGAACACAUCCAGGAGAGAAAGUGUUGAGUUGCAGUGUGUGUGGUGAAAGAUUCUCAUAUAAGUACCAGUGUAAGAAACACAAGUGUGCUGGUGAGAACAGCAGCAGCAAAUGAAACUGCAGGAUUUGACUUUCUAACAACAUCAGCACAUAUAACAUGUGUGACAUUGUUGUUUGUGUAACAAUCUUUUUAAUAUGCUUCUACAUUUAUAGAUUAUAUAUUUUAUGAUAGUGCUUUUUUUCAGUCAAGUACAUGCAUUAAUAUGCAACAUUGUGUACUUUUAUUAAACAUUUAACAAAACAAUUUGACU
Nerophis lumbriciformis (worm pipefish) is the source of this 2006-nucleotide messenger RNA. The record is from RefSeq and is a predicted model, not a curated record. Lineage: Eukaryota; Metazoa; Chordata; Actinopteri; Syngnathiformes; Syngnathidae.